UCCUCGUCGCGAACUCGCGGUGACCUUGGCUAACUCGGUUCUUCUCGCCGAGCCGGCGCCUUCAGCGAUUACGCGCGAAUUUUAAGCUCUGCCUACUAGAUGGGCCGUUUUGAGGUUCACUGGCGAGACCCCAUCGGGGUACCUGGAGCGCCGGGCGGUUUGCCGGGGCUGCUUCACCUGGGGUGAUGACCAGCAUGCAGACACCUCUUUGACUUGCUGCCCCUCUACUGACAUGGCCCACCGGGGUGGGGAGAGGGACUUCCAAACUUCAGCACGACGCAUGGGCACCUCCCUGCUCUUCCAGCUUUCAGUGCACGAAAGGGAACUGGACUUGGUUUUUCUGGAUCAUAGCUAUGCCAAGCCAUGGAGUGCCCACCCAGAUGCCAGUAGUGCCCGCCCCACCCGCAUGCUCUUUGUUACUCCCCGAAGGCAGCAUGAAAGUACCAUUGAAUCAGAUGUCCCAAUAGAUGUAGAGACAGUCACAUCAACUCCUGUGCCACUCUACGACAAUCAGAAGGCACGCACCGUGAUGAAUGAGUGUGAGCGCCACGUUAUCUUCGCCAGGACCGAUGCUGAUGCCCCUCCACCUCCAGAGGACUGGGAGGAGCAUGUGAACAGGACUGGCUGGACCAUGGCCCAGAAUAAGCUAUUCAAUAAGAUCCUCAAAGCUCUGCAGUCUGAUCGACUUGCCCGCUUGGCCAACGAAGGGGCUUGCAAUGAGCCAGUGCUACGCCGUGUUGCUGUGGACAAGUGUGCAAGGAGAGUUCGACAAGCUCUGGCAAGUGUAAGCUGGGACACUAAAUUGAUCCAGUGGCUGCACACCACUCUGGUGGAGACCUUGAGUCUGCCCAUGCUGGCAGCCUACCUGGAUGCUUUGCAGACACUAAAAGGGAAGAUCCCUUCCUUGAUUGACCGGAUGCUUGUGUCAUCCAACACGAAGACUGGGGCUGCAGGAGCUGAGGCCUUAUCCCUCUUGCUAAAGAGGCCCUGGGACCCUGCUGUGGGAGUGCUUUCUCAUAACAAACCAAGCAAACUCCCUGGCUCACCUCUCAUCCUCAUUGCCUCCUCCGGACCCUCCAGCUCUGUGUUUCCUACUUCACGCCGUCACCGCUUUUGGCAGUCUCAGCUUUCCUGCUUAGGCAAGGUCAUCCCUGUAGCCACCCAUCUGCUGAACAAUGGCAGUGGGGUGGGAGUUCUGCAGUGUCUUGAGCAUAUGAUUGGAGCAGUGAGAAGCAAAGUGCUAGAGAUUCACAGCCAUUUCCCUCACAAACCCAUUAUUUUGAUUGGCUGGAAUACAGGAGCUUUGGUGGCCUGUCACGUGUCCGUGAUGGAGUAUGUCACUGCAGUUGUCUGCCUUGGGUUUCCUCUCCUUACUGUGGAUGGCCCCCGAGGGGAUGUGGAUGAUCCUCUCUUGGAUAUGAAGACUCCAGUCCUCUUUGUCAUUGGUCAGAAUUCCCUGCAGUGUCACCCUGAAGCCAUGGAGGACUUCCGGGAAAAGAUUCGGGCUGAGAACAGCUUGGUAGUUGUUGGGGGAGCUGACGAUAAUCUCAGAAUAAGCAAAGCAAAGAAGAAAUCAGAAGGGUUGACUCAGAGCAUGGUGGACAGAUGUAUUCAGGAUGAGAUUGUGGAUUUUCUGACUGGAGUGCUCACUCGUGCUGAGGGGCAUAUGGGCUCUGAGCCUCGGGAUCAGGAUGCUGAGAAAAAGAAGAAGCCCCGGGAUGUGGCUCGCAGAGACCUGGCCUUCGAGGUCUCUGAGCGAGGCAGUCGACCUGCUUCCCCAGCUGCCAAGCUGCCUGCCUCACCUUCAGGCUCAGAGGAUCUCUCCAGUGUGUCCAGCAGCCCCACCUCCAGUCCCAAGACCAAAGUGACCGCAGUGGCCUCUGCCCAGAAGACGAGUCAAAUUGGGAGCUCACAGUUGCUGAAAAGACACAUGCAGCGGACAGAAGCUGUGUUGACUCACAAACAAGCCCAAGUUCCCAUUUCAUCAGAACAAGUGGAAGAAGCUGAGAAAGAAGAUCUUAGGGUCCAGCUGAAGCGGCACCAUCCCUCCAGUCCUCUUCCUAGCAGUAAGACCUCCAAGCGACCAAAGAUCAAGGUGUCUCUUAUCUCCCAAGGGGAUGCAGUUGGAGGGCCUUGUACUUCCCAAGGAGGAAUGCCAGAAGCCACAGGAGGGAAGCCCAUUGCCAUGACACUGGGGCAGGCUUCUGCAGGGGCCAAGGAGCUCACAGGGCUUCUCACCACAGCCAAGUCAAGUGCUUCUGAAGGAGGAGUCUCAGCCAGUCCCACCUCCUCAGUGGUCUCCAGCAGCACUGUGCCCAGUGCCUUACACACACUCCAGAGCCGCCUGGUGGCCACUUCUCCUGGCAGUUCCCUCCCAGGUGCCACAUCAGCCAGCAGCCUCCUCCAAGGUCUCAGCUUCAGUUUGCAGGAUAUCAGCAGCAAGACCUCUGCCAUCCCAGCAAAUCCCUCUCCAGGGCCAGCUCCGCAGGCCGCCAGUGUGAAGUUGCCCACUCCCAUGCAGAGCCUGGGUGCCAUCACCACGGGUACCAGCACCAUCGUCCGUACCAUUCCUGUGGCCACCACUCUCUCCUCCUUGGGUGCCACUCCUGGUGGGAAGCCCACAGCCAUCCACCAGCUGCUUACCAAUGGGGGCCUCGCUAAGUUGGCAAGCAGCCUCCCUGGUCUGGCUCAGAUCUCUAACCAGGCAUCAGGCUUGAAGGUACCCACCACCAUUACACUGACGCUGCGUGGCCAACCAAGCAGAAUUACUACCCUGAGCCCCAUGGGCUCAGGAGCAGCCCCAUCAGAGGAGUCCACCUCCCAGGUGCUGCCCUCCAGCUCACAGCGUCUGCCUCCGGCUCCCUGAAGAUGCCGUGGGACAUGUCCCAUAUCAGGUCGUGAUGCUGCAACACGGCGUGCCCUGGGAGUCGUUCUCUCCUGCUGAGCUGUUCGCUUGUCUGAAGACCUCUCUAAGAGUCAUUUUGCCACCCACCAGCUGUCUUCAGAGUUAGAUGGCUUGGUCUCAUGACACCAUUGGGCUUGGUAAUAACGGUGCCAGCAGGGGGAACAUUGUCCUUCAGCCUCUACAGGUCGGGUUCCCAGAGUCCCCGGGCCUCCCAGCAGAUCUGGCCGUGCGUGGAUCCAAGGCACCUCUUCCCCAGUGUUAGCUGUGACUGGACCCAAGUGUCAGUGUUGGAAUGCUCGCUGCAUUUCAUACAGGAGUUCGUUUUGGAAGUGUGUGCUGCCCACUUGCUGAGUUGGGAGGAGACGUCUGUGUGGUCUGGGGCUGCAGGAGUUAGGAUUGAGAGUCCUUUGCUGGGGACUAGGAUCAUCCAGGCCAAGUGACUUCUUGUUGACUGCCAGAGGGCUUGUUGUGAACAUCACUGUUGCUGUCACUGAGCAACCAUGGGAGACUUUUCUUCAUGCAGCUCUACUUAGGAACCACACAAGAUACCGAGUAGCCUGCUGAAACCUGGAAACUCCUAAUUCCAGGCCCACCAUAGGGCAAAAAGAACUGAGUUGCCAUCUUUCAGUCCAUUGGCCAAUACAGAUGUGGAAAGCAGUAGUCGCCAGGAGGUAAAAGCUGGCUUUUUUUUUUUUUUCUCAUGCUUUUUGUAGUACCUGUGUCCAGAGAGCCUGCAGGUCCAAAGAGGCUGAAGAAGAGGAAUGGAACAGCAGAUGAAGUGACUUGAAGGAUGUGCCAAUAAGUCCUGGGAUGAAAACAAUUUGGAUUAAGGCUUUACAUCUAGUAUCUAAGGAACUCUUUAUUCAACAGGAGAUGAGAAGAGUUUGCUAAGUCAGAGAAAAGAAACCCCAACCCCUGAAAUCUCUGUCUCCAGUGCCUAGAAGUGAACUAGGGAUAACCAGCUGAGUUAUCCUUUGGCCAUCACAGGGAGCUUGGGCAUCAAGAAGACAAGGCCAUGUUUCUGUUCCGUGCAUUUUUUGUGCUCUUGUUUAGAAGUGUGAAGAUUAUUGGCAGUAACUCUACUGUACGUGGCUCUUGGCAUCAGCCUGAGCCUUAGAGGUGAGGGUUUCUGGAAAAAUGAAGCUAAAGAUGGAGCUCCGAGCCUUUCCUUACCUGCUUACAACAGUGUGCUAAGUUGUUUCAGAUUUGGCUUAGAAUCUAUCCUCCAGAGCAGAUUCCCUUCCCCCUCCAUACUGCAGAACGUUUUCGGCCAAGGCGGUAUAUAUGGCAACCCACUCAGGAAAGGCCCAUGGCAUGCCAUAGCUGCAGUGUAGUCCAGCAUAUGUCAAAACCAGUCCACCUGGUUCAAAUCUGUGCCAAUCUAAGUGGCAGUCAGAAGGAAGUGCUGGUGUGCACAGCUGUCAGAUGAAGCAGGUCGGAGUACUAUAGGCAACUGAGGGUUGUAUGUGAUGGAGUGGAGACAGCAUCUUAAACAUCUUACCCUCCCUUCCUGACAUUCUGCAGAGCUGGUCUCAUUAGCGAUUACACACAUUGAGGGUGCAUGCUUGCAUUAGCUGGUAGGUAACUGCUUUCUGAAAUUCAGGAGGCAUUUCAGAAUUCAAAUGGAAAAUUUGAGAAAACAUGAAAUCUGAAAGAGCCCCGGAGGUCAGGGGCUUGAUAACUUUAUAGGUAGAAAAAUAGCACACCAACAGGAGCCAAGGACAGUAAGACUGUGAGAUUAUGAGAAGCUUUUAGGAAUCCUUUAAUAUAAGCAGAGGGCCCUGAACUACCCAUUCAUGACUUGGGAGACAGCACUGGAGGGGCUGCUUCUGGUGUAUGUGGGGCCACUAAUGCACCUUCCCGCAUUUGUCCAAAUGCUAGUAUGCUUCCCCAGGAUGACUUCCUGAGGCUUGGGUUGUCCACCUUGAAGAAUGCCAAAACUGGAGAAGGAGAGUUGUAAGAACAUUGACUCUUUACCUUGGAGAGACAGGCUAAGGGCAGAAGUGGUUCAAGUCUAUAGUUAUAUCCCCCCGUUACACUCUUCUCCAGCCAUGCUUACUGAAAUGUAAAAGGAAACUUUCCUCGAUAGCAGACCUGGAGUCUAUAAUGUCAAAGGUAAUACUACUGCCUAAAAUGUAGGAGGAAGGCUUUCAUUAAAUUCUGGGGUGACAGAUGUAUGUCGAUACCCUCUGAAAGAAGUCCUUGUGCUUUGGGAAGAGGUCACUGAUGAUGGAACGCCUUCCAUCUUUUUUGUCCCCGCCAUUAGCAGACUUGGGCAGCAUGGGUUUUAGAGCUGAACCACUGGGAUGGUUUUGUUCUUAUGUUAGCAAAAACAACUUUGAAAAAUUAAAACUUUGGUGGCUUCAGCUUAUUUUCAGUUGAUUUCUCAUAUUUACACUGGUAACUGUCCAAGUGAAGAGGGGCACAGAAAAUAAUAGCUAAGAUACCGUGGUAAUGCCUGUGAUCAUCUCACAGAGGCGAGGUGCUGUAAGGUGGCUACUGUCAUUCCCUUUUUACAAGUGAGGAGACUGAGUCACAUAGAAGUCAUAUGGUGAAAGUGGCAACAGCAGGACUGGAAGCCAGGCAGCCUAACAUCAGUGUUUAUUCUACUCUACACUGUGCUGGGUUUCUAAGAGGGGAGACCUGAAGUGGAGGUGAGGUGAUGGUGGCUUGACCUUCAUGUGACCCCUUUCAGUUUAUGUGCCAGCAGGUCUGGGGUGACUGUUGGAGCUCUGGGCUGGGCCUGAGUCAGUAGGUGGGGUCCCUCACCCUUGGUCCUGAGUGUUUAGAAUCCUCUGCUCAUCAUCUACCUCCACCCCACCCAACAAAGACGGAAGGGAGUGCAGAAGUGCUCAUCCCCAUCAUAUUGAAAUUUUGAAAAACAAAAACUGGUUCUUAACUAUAGAUAAUUUUAAAAAUACUGCUCUAGAUCUCAGAUCAAAUGCUAUCUCCUUCAAGAAAAUUUGGGGAACCAGUUUCUCAGCAGGUUCCACCACUGAUAGAAAAGGAAGAGUUUGUUUUUCUUCAGGUGUGAUAAUGGUUUCAUGGCUACAUUUUGGAAAAUACCUGCUAAAAUAUUUAUGGAUAAAAUGAUUUAAAAUCUUGGAUUUGUCAAAAUCAUUGGGAGAGGAAUAAAUAAGUGGGAUAUAGGCAGAAAAAGAUUAGCUGUAUGUUGGAGACUAUUGAAGCAAAUCCACUUCUAUUAACUUCUGUGUUUGAAAUACUCCAUAAUAAAAAGUCAAAAAACAGGGUGUGUUCCCCCAUCCCCCAAAAAAAGAAAACCCAGAAAAUUAACAUUGGCACAAUAUAUGCAUAUAGUAUAGUUCUGUCAUUUUAUUAAAAAUUCACAAUUAUUCCAUCAUCACAAAUUUCUCCUUGCUACCCAUACACUUCCUCGUCAUUCUUAACCUGUGACAGCCAUUCGUAUAGAAUGAUCCAUGAAUAGAGCCCUACAGUAUGUGACCUUUCAAGGUUGGCAUUUUCCUGCUCAGCAUUCCCUUGAUGUCUGUCCAAAUUGUGUGUAUCAAUAUUUCCUUCCUUUAUACUGCUGAAUGUAUUCCAUGUUACGGAUCUAGCAGUUUCCGUAACCACCUAUUGAGAAACAUCUUGAUUGUUUCCACUUUGAGGCUGUCACAAAUAAAGCUGUCGUGAGCAAUUAAGCUGAUUUUUGUGUGAUUAUGAGUUUUCAUUUCUCUGGGAUCAAUG
Molecule: messenger RNA, 6610 nt
Organism: Talpa occidentalis (Iberian mole)
Lineage: Eukaryota; Metazoa; Chordata; Mammalia; Eulipotyphla; Talpidae
Gene: KANSL3
Product: KAT8 regulatory NSL complex subunit 3
Exons: 21
Coding region: 233-2866 (877 amino acids)
Biological process (GO): positive regulation of transcription by RNA polymerase II
Cellular component (GO): NSL complex
Source: RefSeq, a predicted model, not a curated record